Messenger RNA from Hemiscyllium ocellatum (epaulette shark), 1390 nucleotides. It is a transcript of the gene nfatc2ip, whose product is annotated as nuclear factor of activated T cells 2 interacting protein. The record is from RefSeq and is a predicted model, not a curated record. Gene Ontology annotation, biological process: cytokine production; positive regulation of transcription by RNA polymerase II. The coding region runs from base 71 to 1138 and encodes 355 amino acids. The transcript is spliced from 9 exons. NCBI's taxonomy places the organism in Eukaryota, Metazoa, Chordata, Chondrichthyes, Orectolobiformes, Hemiscylliidae.
GGUGUUGACUGGCAGGUCGCCCGGCCAAUAGGAGGAGGAGACGCGGACCGGGGCUCCGUUUGUAAGGAAAAUGGCGGCGAAGCAAAAUGUCAGCAGUGACAGUGACAGUGACAGUGAGCUGGAGCUGAUCGAUUGCCCUCGUCGUGUCCGCCAGCCCCGCGUCAAACAUCGCAGGAUCCUCGAUAGUGCCAACGUACUAACUGUCCCCAUUUACACCGGACGGGUCAGCCGCACGUUGACUCUGUACCAGGAGAAUCCCGAAGAGGUGGACCGGGUUUUCCAGCGUCUGGGGCGGGAGGCUGAUUCCGAGGAUGAUCCAGAUGAAGACAGCGCGUCAGAGAGUAGACAGGAUAGGAAAAGGAAACGGCCGCCCCCACGGGCCCAGGGGAGGUGCCUGCACUCUGACUCGGAGCAGGAUGAGGAUCUGAAUCUGAGUGUCUCCAGUGGUCAUAGGGACCGAUCGCCUUCUCCACCCUCCACGCCCACCACACACUCCCAACAGACGAGGCGAGCUUGCAUGGCGAUAAGGAAAGCCGACAGGAACCUGAAGCAGCUCGAAGAUUUCCACUCCAGCCCUGUGAAGACCAAGGUGCAGCAUGAGUCUGAAGACGUGGUGCUGGUGGGUGUGUUACCAACUGUUACCCCCACUCCCCGAGAGAUUACAAUCAAGGUCCGGUAUCGAGGACAAAUCUACCGAGUGCCGAUGAGGGUGACAGACCCUCUCCAGAAGGUGACGGACUAUCUGUCAGGCCGCCUGGGGGUCACUGCUGAUCGAAUUCUCCUCCUUCAGAAGGACGUGGAGGUGCUGUGUACGGAGACCCCUGAGUCUCAGAACAUCGGUGUGGCAGACAUUCUCGAUUGCUUUGUGAUGUCUGAAUACCCUGCACAGCCCACCGAUGAUCAGGACAAGAUCUGCCUGCGUGUACGGGGAGUGGAGAAGAACUCGUUCCUGGACAUCACCAUCGGGAAGACUGAGUCAUUGAAGAGACUGAUGGAGGAUUACAAAGAGCGGAUGGCUCUACAGCGAUGCCGACUGACUUUCCACUUUGACGGUGCCGAGCUAUCGGAGAGCAGCACUCCCCAGGACAACGAGAUGGAGAAUGAUGAUGUGAUCGAUGUCUGGAUAUGCUCCUCCUGAAUGUCACGCUGGGAACGCUGUCAGGGAAGAGAGCUCGGUGUGGGGCUGAGGGAUGUAUCACACAUGUUGAAUCCUGCCCCAGAUUGUGACAGUUCCUACAGUCAAAUAGCAGCCAUACUCUGGCUCCCUCUGUUGUGUUCAGACUGAACUCUUCUGUUUGUAACUAAUUGUACAGAGCUUUGAUCAACCCAAUUAUGUGCAGCAUAUUGUCCUUUUUUGUAAAAAGAAAUGUCUUGGUUUGCUCCUACAAAA